Messenger RNA from Chenopodium quinoa (quinoa), 2217 nucleotides. RefSeq names its product sugar transporter ERD6-like 5. The transcript has 18 exons. Bases 224 to 1657 code for a protein of 477 amino acids. The record is from RefSeq and is a predicted model, not a curated record. Lineage: Eukaryota; Viridiplantae; Streptophyta; Magnoliopsida; Caryophyllales; Amaranthaceae. Gene Ontology annotation, cellular component: membrane. Gene Ontology annotation, molecular function: sugar transmembrane transporter activity. Gene Ontology annotation, biological process: transmembrane transport; carbohydrate transport.
UGAACUGAAAUUAAAUAAAUAUGAACAGACCCUUACAAUCAAAACUUUUUAUUUUUUUUAUUAAAACUGUGCUAUAAUAACACUAACAAGGUAACCCCAUAACAGUUGGUCACGCACUCACACAGUCACACAUAUAAAAGUUUGUGCUCUAACACAACCCACGUCUCUUUAACUUUAGUUUAUUCAGUUGGAGGAAAAGCAAAAGCAAAAGUAUCAACAAACAAUGAAGGAAGAAGUAAGUGUCCAACUCCUCCUAAAUGCUAACACCAACACUAAUCAUCAGCAUAGACUAAAUGAAGUUGAUGGAAAACCAUUGUCGUCGUCGUCGUCUAUCACUCCUACGCUGCUUCUCUCAGUGUUCGUUACUGUCUUGGGUUCGUUUUCCUGCGGCUAUACUGUGGGAUAUUCAUCACCAACGCAAGCUCAAAUCAUGAAAGAACUUGACCUUUCAACAGCAGAUUAUUCACUCUUUGGAUCAAUGCUUAGUUUUGGAGGAAUAUUUGGUGCUAUAGUAUGUGGUAGGUUAGCAGACUAUUUAGGUCGAAAACAUGCCCUAAGACUAACUGUCUUAAUUUAUAUCUUCGGAUGGUUAUCUAUAGCAACAGGCCAGAGAGCUUGGUUGCUCGACUUGGGUCGUUGGCUGCUGGGUUUUUCAAUGAUAAUUGGAAACUAUGUUGUUCCGGUAUAUAUAGCUGAAUUUGCACCAAAAAAUCUUCGAGGAGGGUUUGUUAGCCUCCAUGCGUUAAUGACAGCAGUUGGAUCAUCAUCAGUUUUUCUCAUUGGACUAGUCACCACUUGGCGUACUUUAGCUCUCAUUGGAACUACUUCGAGUCUUGUACAGAUAGUUGGUCUAUUCUUCAUUCCAGAAUCUCCUAGGUGGCUGUUGAUGAAGAGUAAAACCAAUGCAUUUGAAACAGCCUUACAGCAACUUAGAGGAGGUUCUGUUGUGAACGAAGCAGCUGACUUAAGGGAGAGUAUUGAAGCCCUUCAUCAAGUGGAAAAAGUUAGAUUCCUACAACUUUUUCAGAAGAAAUAUGCUUACACACUCACGGUCGGAAUUGGCCUUGCAGCACUUCAAUGCCUUGUUGGUCUGAAUGGAAUCUUAUUCUAUGCCAGUUCUAUAUUCAAAUCAGCUGGUUUUUCAGCAACAGUGGGAACCAUAGCACUAGCCUUAAUUCAGCUUCCAAGUGUGGGUUUAGGUGUACUUUUGAUGGAUAAAUAUGGAAGGCGCCCCCUUCUAAUGAUUUCGGUUCCUGGGCUCUGCUUAGGUUGCUUUCUAGCAGGCCUUUCAUUUGUAUUUCAGGAGCAUCGCUUGCUGGAUGGCUGCAGUUCAUACAUGGCUCUUACUGGCCUAUUGUUUUAUAUUGCUUCAUAUCCAGUAGGCAUGGGUGGUGCCGCUUCUGUUAUACUCUCAGAGAUAUACCCGUUAAACAUAAAAGGAUUAGCAGGAAGUAUUUGUUCCGUAGUAUUAUGUUUAGCAGGAUGGAUUGUUUCUUACACUUUUAACUUUCUUAUGGAAUGGAGUUCUUCAGGAACUUUUUUCAUAAUGGCGGGUAUCAGUGCAUUUACAAUAGUUUUCGUGGCGAAAUUGGUCCCAGAGACAAAAGGAAGAACACUUGAAGAAAUUCAUGCUUCAACAAGUAAUGUUUGGCAAUGAUGGAAUCAUGGAAGGAGUUUUAUAAGAUAAAGUAGUUUAUUAACUCCGAUCCUUGUUUAUACUUGGUCUAAAGAAUUAGAAUUUGUAAACCCAUUAAAUAUUAUCUUAAUUAAACACGAUUGAUUAUUUAAAGUCUUUCUAAACAAAUCACGUUCUCACCCCACGUCCUUUCAAUUAGCUUUCAUUUAAUAUCCUACAGUUUGAGGAAAAAAAAAAACUAAGGCAAAAGUGUCAACAAUGAAGGAAGAACUAAUUAAGAGUCCAACUCCUUAACAACAAUCACCAGCAGACACUAGAUGAAAUUGAUCGAGGGAAGCCAUGUCCAGCUGCUGCAAGGGACACGUCGUCGCCGUCCAUCACUCCUACGUUGCUUCUCUCGGCGUUCAUUGCUGUCUUGGGUUCUUUUUCCUGUGGCUAUAUUGUAAGAUUUUUUUUUUCUUUUUUCAUCUUGGAUGAUUUAUAAUCUCCAACUCAAGCUAGUUUGUUAAUUUAGUUGUAUAUUAGAUUGUCACGUCAAUGGUGUAAUUUAAACUUAUGUUAAAGGAGUUGACUAUGGUGAA